AGUGGUAAGGGUUGGCACACUUAUUGACAUUAUUGCGCAUGUUGGCAAGUAGGGUCUCAUGAGUGAUCAGACAUCUCUGCCGUAUCAAGGUAUAUUUAACUUCAAUAUUAAUAACAGGUCAACGGACGCUCAGCACAUGGCAAUGUCUUACUAUGUAAGUCAAUGGAGUGGUUUUAUAAUUGAAUGUAUUCACCAUAUUCAUGUCAUAAGACACUUCUAAGUCUGCUCUUCCAGUUCUAUGAUUGUAGAAAAGUGGUUAUGUAGUAGUUUGUUUCUUUCAAUUUCUCUUCUAAUUUACUUAAAUGCCUCUUGUUUUUACAGCCACAAACAGGUCCACGCUUAGGUAAGCCCACUGACUUAAUAACUUUCCCCUAGAAAGUGUAGGCGUACCUGGUCCUAACCCGUUAUAUUCUAUCCGCCACCCGGAACAACUGCAACGGGUUUUUUACGGCGGUAUGCCACAACCUCAUUGUUUUUACAUGCCUGUCCCCGACGUUCAGUCGCAUGACCAAAUGGGUGUCGCUGCUCACACUGACUGUACUCAGUACCAACAUGCUUUCGGCAACCCUGUUAUCUCUCCUAUCCAAACAAUCCCCAACCAGGCAAGUGGAAACCAACUGUCUAAUACUGCGCUAUUUAAGCCAGUCCGUGAGAAAAAACCAUUAAGUGUUUUUGAUCCGGUAACAAAAUCAGAAGUCAAUCUAGAAGAAGCAUCAAAAGUCCAUUCUGAACCACGGAAGAAAGAACCAUUAAUUAUACAACCUAAGGCAGAUGAAUCGCCUCCCAUAUCUCAAACAAAAGACGAAAACGAAAAACCUGUUUGCACUGAGUAUAAAGAUGAAGGUAUAUCAAGCGUAGAGACAACGUCACAAGAAGAUGCCGCACCUAAAGAAAGUGUGACCUCAGACGACUUGUGUAAUGAGGUUCUUGAGCAUGUCAAAUCACUAGAUGAACGUUUGUCACAGGAAGACGAAACUGAGUUGGAUGGUACAAGAGAAGAGGAAGCAAAAGAAGAGACAACAGACAGACAAAGAUAUCCACGUGACUUCAUUCUUUCUUGUAAAUCUUCAGACAAAUCGUUAGAUAACUAUUGGGUAAGAAAUUACUUUUCUAAUUUUGAUUUAAUAAACAGAGAAUCAUGAAUAGCCGUGAAAAUAUCAUAAGGGUAAGUGCUCUUUAAAUUCAUUCUAUCUUUUAGACUCGUAAUCAAUCUAAUUAUAUGCACAAGAGCCGAGUUAUUGAAAUACCCACAACUAUAACUAUCAAGCGUGUAGAAGGUGCUUUCGUCCCGUCAAAACUUGUCAAUCACGAAGCCAAUAAUGUAACAGAUAGCUCAAAAGAGGUUGCUCGAGAGCUAAAUAUGAUUUUGAACCGCGUUUCGGCUAGCAAUUUAGAAGUAACUAUUAGUGAUAUUGAGAAGCUUAACAUCUCAACUCCUGAAGACCUCAGUUUAUUGGCAAGAACCAUUUUUCAAAAAGUUAUCAGGCAGUCAAAAUACAGUAAAGUUUUCGCGAAUUUAUGUAAAGAGCUGAAAGGGUUGGAAAUACAGGGUUCAGAACGCUUUCCAGUGUUAAUUCUGCAACAAACACAAGAGCUGUUUAACAAACCAUUAGAUGUCCUGAUAACUGAAUUAAAUGCUACCAUUGAUGCUAAAAUUGCAGCAGCCAAGGAUGAAUCAAUAAAACGGAUGCUUGAAGAUGAUCGAGAGACAAACAUUCAAAAGACAACUGAUUCUUAUUAUGGAAAUAUGACGUUCAUUGGUGAACUCUAUCUUGUUGGAUGUAUUCCAAUCAAAACUAUGACUGAAUGUCUAAAGAAAUUGAAAGAUUCUUCAGCUCCCGAGGCGUUAACCUCUCUCAUAAUCCUUCUAAAUAUAUGUGGCAGUAAUCUUGAAAAAAAUUCCAAGUCUGUUUUGGAUCUGUGCUUUAAGCGACUCGAACAACUAAAAGACUCGAAGAACAUUGAGACUCAUCAAAUUUUCAAAGUACGAGAGCUAGUGGAAUUACGUUCACGUGAUUGGAAAUCUGCUAAUAUUACCCAACCUCAACCACAAGUAGAUACUUCUAGACGAAAUACAGAUGAUAAACUAAAACGAAACUUCAUUCAGUUAGAUACAAAACGUAAAUCUGUUCAGUCAGUGAAUCCCUUAACGCCUUCCAGUUUAGCUGUUACUCCACAAUCCUACGAUUCCCGAAAACUUGGUCCAACUGUGGCUAAUUGGAGUCAAGGUAGUGGCUUACUACGGCCUUCUGAAGAUAACCAUUCAAAACGCAAUCUACAGUCAGUACAUUCUCGUGAAUCAUCCCCACGUGUCCCUGUGGGACCACAGGGUGCAUGGGCCCGUCCUUUGCCGGUAGGACAAAAAGUUAAGGAAAACGACUAUGAAUCGAUGUUUGAGGAAACGAAGGGUUGCGCUCGUUCAAUAGUGGAUACAGUCUCAAGGUCGGAUGAUGAAUGUCAUCAUACUAUUAUUAAGUGUGAGCCUGAAAAACGAUCGGCUUUACUCCACAAUGUAUUUGAGAUUCUAAUGGACUGCAACUCAAAAAAGCGAAAUGAGGUUGGUCGCUUUUGUGUAGAUAUGCUUCACAAAGAAAUCCUUACAGAAAAUAAUAUUAUUGCAUCAUGUGAAAACUUUUUCAAAUUAUGCGAUGGUGACUGGAUUUCAGAUUAUCCACAGGGUUGGCUUUACGUUGCAGAAAUCCUUCAUCAUCUUAUAUGUGGCGAAUCCAAUUAUAUGACCACUCUUCUGCGGUCAGUUGAGUCUAUCCGGUCUGAUAACCGGGCUGCUGAAUUGGUAGCAGACUGUAUUAAGCUAAGCAAAGCAUCUACAAGUGUUGAGCAACUUGUAAAGAAACUUCAGGCCUGUGACUUUAUGUGGGACAAACUCGGUGUUACAGGAAGCAAAACUUGGGACUUUGCUUAUGAGCGGUCCAUAGAGUUCACCAUAUGCGGUGUUUAUACACACGAAUCUGGAAAACUCAAUGAGCUUAAUGAACUAACUACAAACCCUUCGUCCUCUGAUAAAAUUUCCAGUUAUUUUAAUUCACUAUCUCAACAUAAGCUGUCUAAAUGGUUUAUGCAAUCGAUCAUGCCAAUUUUGCUAAAAUCUCCAGAUCAAUCAAAAGCGAAGAUAGACUCGUUUGUGAUGUCCCUCGGUAUUUUGGUUGACCACAAGCCUGACAGAGAGUUUCACAUUUUAAGUGGCUUUCAAGAUCCGUCAUCAAAUCAAGCUCUUGUCGGAUCGUGGCUUACUUCGCUAGUUGAAAAGAAAGUGAUAUCGGCAGAUGCUUUAUCACAAUGGAAAAAAAGUGAUACUGAUGGUUCUGUAGUCGAAAUUCUCUCCGGUAUCCCUGAAUUAAGGAACUUAUAGUGUUUUAUUUUAUCUUUUGAUAAUUCUUUUUAUAAGAGCAGAUUUUCUUUUUAUCUAAAUUGCUCACAUAAGACAAUGUGCUUAGUUAUUAUUGCUGAAGUGAUUAAAUAAUAAUAAUUCGAAGCAAUUAUAAGUUAGCUUAAUCAGUUGACCAAAAUAUAAAAUAAAUCAUUGACUUAAUUCACACUACCAUUAGCGUAAUACUGUACAAUAUUAGCAUAUUGAUUGAGACAUUUCAUUCAUUACAAGAAUGUCACGUCACGUAAGCUUGUUCGUUGUUAUCAAAAUCUGAAAAAAAAACUAAUGAUGAGAAUGGUUUUUGUUUCUAGCCUUAUAUCAUAAACAUGUACUUCAGUUUUAUAAUCUUCUUUAUUAUUUCCCCAUAUUCUCUCUCUUUGUACACACAACUAUUUUUUAACAUGAAUACUGCCGUAUUGGAAGUCGCAAAUUAUAGUACAUUCUCUAUUAGUUUUGUUGAUUUAUUCUUCUUGAAAUGCAUAAGUAUUUCCAUCAGUUAUUGAUCAUUUUUUGUGAUUGUCUUGACCAAUUUUAAAUAACUUCGUCCUUGAUUAUUGUGAAAACAAGAGAGAUCGUUGAGCACGUUUUUUUUAAUUAUUCUUUCAUCUGUAUUGUCUAAUUUGCUGGGGGCAAUUUAAUGACAGACACUUCUACUCAUGUAUAAAAUACCAGUAGAAGAUACCAACAUAUAUAUAUAUAUAUAUAAACCCUUUAUUUUUUUGUAUUUAAAAUGUCCUGUUUCACUUGUUCAUAUCCCUUUUACUGAUAGUUAUCAUUCAUUGCACAAUAUUAAAUUUGGGCUUCUAAAUGGCGUGAUUUACUGUGAAUAUUCUUUCGUAAUUGUAAAUUGUGGCUAUCAAAAACUUUAUAUGCUGUAAUUCAAUGUUGGGUUUUCGGUUCUUCUAUAAUUGUUCUAUUGCGUGGUUGUUUUUUGUUUGUUUCCUUUUGUGUUUUGUUGCCUAGUUGUAAGGUGUUUUCUUAUGUGUAGAUUUUCCAAUCUCCUUCAAAUAUCUAAUCCAUACUACUACUAAUUAGAAAAAACAUAUUGACUACCCUUACUAACUCAAACGCACUUUGUAUAAACAAAUGUACCUUUGAAUUAUGAAAUGUGUUUACCUUGGUUUUACGUCUCUUUACCAAAGUUCAACAGUAUGAUUUUCUAGCUUUGCUAAACGGGGUACUGGUUUCGAUUACUACAAAGAAAAUAAGUAAAGGUAGUACUUUUACUUUAUUUUCUUUUUGUUUGAACCUUAGUGCUUAGAGAUGCUAAUUUGGUUGUUUGAAAGUAGGUACCAACAUGUCUGUUUAUAGUUAGGUCAUUGUCUGCGUUUGCUGAAUGCUAUCGUUCCAAAAAAUCAGAAUUUGGCCAUCAUAUUUGUUGACAAGGUCUCAUUUGUUGCAAAACGCUUGAUCAUAUUCGAUCUCCAUAGAUAUUUCAGGGGAAUCGUAGUGAAAUACUAACGUAAGUAUUCAUUUGAUAUUGUAUUCCAAAUAGAGAACAUUGUUGUUCUGAAAUUCCACUUUACAAAUGACAGAUUUUAUAUGUGGACUCCAGCUAAUUUUUAGAUAAGAGUAGCAAACAGCACGCGCUAGUUUUCGCUAAUCAUCCAUUAGUUCUAAACGCACAUUGCUAACUUACAUGGAAUGGACAUGGAUUCAUUACCUAAUCAUAUCUUGUGAGGAAUGAAUCACUAAACAUCCUUUUGGGCAGGCGGUUCGAUGCCUUACAUUUUCUACCUGUUUGGUUAAGUACCGGAUAUUUCGGUUGUCUCGGUAGGUAUAAGGUUUUAAUUGAAAUGAAUGCUGUUAUAUGAGUAAUUGCAAAAUAAUUGUUAAUAGGUUGGCGGAACCCCCGUUAAAUUAAAUAUACUAAGUAGUACAUUUUGGGUUGUUGUAAGAAGGGUUUGUGAUGUUAUUAUCUUAAUUAUUACUAUAUGUUAAGCUUACAAGCAGUUAAACACUGAAAGACUAAAUCAAAUGAUCAACUCUGCACAAAAAAACAUUACCUUGAUAUUUGUAAAUGUACUCUCGUUGUAAGUAUGGUAGUUGGUUUUCUUAUAAAUCAGUCAAAGUGGAUGUGCCUGAUUCAUUUGCUUAAGUUGCCAUUCUCCCGUUCGCAAAAUUUAAGCUGUCCAUUCAUAAUCAAACAAAUUUUUCGACCAAAAUUUCUGGGUUGUUAAGCCAUCAUUUAGUGUCCGGUG
Messenger RNA from Schistosoma rodhaini, 5589 nucleotides. NCBI's taxonomy places the organism in Eukaryota, Metazoa, Platyhelminthes, Trematoda, Strigeidida, Schistosomatidae. The record is from the annotation of a GenBank genome assembly.